GUGAGAGGAAUACACACGAUCAUCCGGCUAGAGGUAAUUCUCAAUUGGACUGCAUUGUGUCAGUGACGGUUCUUCCCAUACUAUGGCCGCGAGCACGACCGCGGGGUCAUCCGGAUCCCCCAACGACACCACCACCCAAAGCGACGGGCUAGAGAUCUACGCCGACCUGCAAAAAUGGAUGACCCAGCACGGCGGCCACCUGCACGACGCAGUACAAGUUGCCCGCGACGACCAGCGCGGCGUGCACCUCCAGGUCCGCGGUGACUGGUCCGGGGGCAGCGGCAGCGGCCUGGGCGUAGACACGCACAUCAUCCAGACGCCCUUGACGACCACGCUCUCGUACUUCAACGUCAUCGGGUACCGGUCUCCUCCGCCUUCGUCCUCUCUACCCGACGACAGUGCAGCCGGGUCCGGGUCUUCUCCAAUCGUUGAGUUCAAGUCCCAUGGCUUGGACUUCCCGCCAGCGUUUGUCGACGCAGUCGGGUCCAAAGAGGCGACCGUUUUUUUCUUGGUCGGUCAGUACCUGCGUGGACCGCAAGGCUUUUGGUACCCUUAUCUCCGGACGUUGCCGCAGCCGGACACGUUGACUACGCCGUUGAGUUACGAGGGGGAGGAUGUCGCGUGGUUGGCUGGGACGAGUUUGAUGGCUGCUAGGGAGCAGCGGGGGGAGCAGUUGAGGGGGAAGUAUGAGGUUGCGGUUCGGGCGUUGAGGGAGGCGGGGUUUCUGGGGUGGGAGAGGUAUACUUGGGAUCUCUAUCUGUGGGCUUCGACGAUUUUCUUCUCGCGCGCGUUCUCGGCCAAGGUGCUGUCUGGCGUGAUUUCUAAGGAUCAGUUGUCUGAGGAGAAUGUAUCGGUGUUGUUGCCCUUCUUCGAUGUCGCGAAUCAUCGGCCACUGGCGAAGGUGGAGUGGCGCGCGGAGAAGGAUGAAGUCAGGUUUGUGGUUCUGGAGAAUGUCGGUGCUGGGCAGGAGAUCUCCAAUAACUACGGACCGCGGAACAAUGAACAGUUGAUGAUGAACUACGGGUUCUGUCUGCCCGGCAACCCCUGUGACUAUCGCAUCGUCAGUCUGCGUGCACCACCUGGAAGCCCUCUCCAGCAGGCGCGAGCCCACCAGCUCCAGAUGUACCCGGAAUUGGCUGCGGACACGGAAGAUCACUACUACGUGUUCAAUAUCUUCUAUCCGCUGCUGGCGCCGGAUACUGCAAUGGAGCAUUCGAUCUUCUCGCCUGCUCUGCUGAACGCCGUCUCUGUCCUGGCGGCCAACAACCGGGAGUUGGAGACCCUCGAAAUCACGGACCAGGACAUCAAAAUCCCCAGCGCCUACGGGAACUCACGCGCGCUGCUGGCUGCAAUGAGCCAGAUUGUGAUCGAGCUGAUCACCCAUGCCGUGAAGCUGAGAGCUUCCGGUCAGGAUCUACAGAAUCCGGAGAACCUGAAACAGACCCAUGCGAAAAUGUACCGUGAAAGCCAGAUCAUGCUGUCCGAAACCGCUCUCGUGAUCGCGGCGUGGACGCUGAAUCGCGCGCGGCAACACAACUUCACUGGUAGCUGGGAGGAGACUAAACAGAUCCUUGGGGCCCAUAUGGCUCGUAUACCUGCCGGCAAAUUUCCGGAGGGGAUUUUGUCCCGGCUGCAGGUGCGCAUCUUGGAGAGAAAGUCACUCCUCACCAAGAACGGAGAGCUUUUCACCUUGACUGAGCUGCCGGACCUGUUGCCGACGGAGAUGCAACAGCCUUGCAAGGCAUGCAUCCAGGGUAUCCUAGGCACUGCGGAGAAUGCUAUCCCAGUGCUCAAAGGCAGCUCGGAGACGUCUCCCUUCGCCUUCCCCAUUUUCGUGUGCCUGGUUGUGGCGGUCCAUAUAAAUGGGACGGCGGCAGGCUUUGCAAAGGCGCAGUUGUCGCCUAGACUAUCUCGAUGGGCGAACUUCCUGCUCGAGAACUACCCGCCGCCGCCGAAUGAUGUGGCUUGGGCACUCGAGGACGAGGAUGAUGAGUAUCUGGUGAGCCAAUUUGAUGAGGCUCUGGAGAAGAUGAGAUCACAGAACUCCGGUGUGUUCUCCGGCUUGGAAGCGUAUACAGGUGCAUGGCAGAAGGACGACUGGUGGCUAUCGCCGAACUGGAUACGCUGGGCAUGGAUGCUAGGAGAGCAGGAGUGUGUGCAUAUGCCCGAAGAUCCGCUGAGUCUGCUUGCCAGUGAUGGGCAGGUCAUGUUGUCGACAGGAUCGUACUUGUAUAUUCCCCAAGAAGAGUAGAUGAG
Messenger RNA from Aspergillus homomorphus CBS 101889, 2256 nucleotides. RefSeq names its product SET domain protein. The record is from RefSeq and is a predicted model, not a curated record. Gene Ontology annotation, biological process: peptidyl-lysine monomethylation. The coding region runs from base 83 to 2251 and encodes 722 amino acids. Gene Ontology annotation, molecular function: protein-lysine N-methyltransferase activity. The transcript has 4 exons. Lineage: Eukaryota; Fungi; Ascomycota; Eurotiomycetes; Eurotiales; Aspergillaceae.